Molecule: messenger RNA, 1589 nt
Organism: Propithecus coquereli (Coquerel's sifaka)
Lineage: Eukaryota; Metazoa; Chordata; Mammalia; Primates; Indriidae
Product: chloride channel protein ClC-Ka-like
Exons: 13
Coding region: 1-1572 (523 amino acids)
Biological process (GO): chloride transport; transmembrane transport
Cellular component (GO): membrane
Molecular function (GO): voltage-gated chloride channel activity
Source: RefSeq, a predicted model, not a curated record
AUGGAGGAGCUGGUGGGUCUGCGUGAGGGCUCUUCGGGGGACCCUGUGACUCUGCAGGAGCUGUGGGGCCCGUGUCCCCGCAUCCGCCGCGGCAUCCGAGGUGGCCUGGAGUGGCUGAAGCAGAAGCUGUUCCGAGUGGGCGAGGACUGGUACUUCCUGAUGGCCCUGGGGGUGCUCAUGGCCCUGAUCAGCUAUGCCAUGAACUUCGCCAUCGGCCGUGUGGUCCGAGCACAUAAGUGGCUGUACCGGGAGAUUGGGGACAGCCACCUGCUCCGGUAUCUCUCCUGGACCGUGUACCCUGUGGCCCUCGUCUCCUUCUCCUCGGGCUUCUCCCAGAGCAUCACGCCCUUCUCUGGAGUUCUUGCCUUGGAGUCAGCCCCAGGGUGGGGGGCCUGCUCCUGCCUGCGCAGGGCCCUGUCUCCCCCCAUGGGGUGGGGGAAGAGGAGGGCCGGCACUGGAGCUCCCCCCACCAACAGCAAGCCUCUGUACUCCGCCCUGGCGGCCUUGGUUCUCGCCUCCAUCACCUACCCACCCGGUGUCGGCCGCUUCAUAGCUUCUCGGCUGUCCAUGAGUGAGCACCUGGACUCGCUGUUCGACAACAACUCCUGGGCACUGACGACCAGGAACUCGUCCCCACCCUGGCCCGAGGAGCCCGACCCCCAGAACCUGUGGCUCGAAUGGUACCACCCGCCGUUCACCAUCUUUGGGACGCUCGCCUUCUUCCUGGUUAUGAAGUUCUGGAUGCUGAUUUUGGCCACCACGAUCCCCAUGCCCGCCGGCUACUUCAUGCCCAUAUUCAUCUUCGGAGCUGCCACUGGGCGCCUCUUGGGGGAGGCCCUCUCUGUCGCCUUCCCCGAGGGCAUCGUGGCUGGAGGGGUCACCAAUCCUAUCGUGCCUGGGGCGUACGCCCUGGCAGGGGCUGCGGCCUUCUCGGGGGCGGUGACCCACAGCAUCUCCACGGCACUGCUUGCCUUUGAGCUGACCGGCCAGAUUGUGCACUCACUGCCUGUGCUGAUGGCGGUGCUGGCAGCCAACGCCAUCGCCCAGAGCUGCCAGCCCUCUUUCUACGACGGCACCAUCAUCGUUAAGAAGCUGCCGUACCUGCCGUGGAUCCGCGGCCGCAAGAUCGGCUCCCACCGCGUGACUGUGGAGCACUUCAUGAACUGCACCAUCACCACGCUGGCCAAGGACACGCCGCUGGAGGAGGUGGUCAAGGUCGUGACCUCCACAGACCUGGCUGAGUACCCCCUGGUGGAGAGCACAGAGUCUCAGAUCCUGCUGGGCAUUGUGCGAAGGGCCCAGCUGGUGCAGGCUCUCCAGGCUGAGUCCCCUUCCUGGGCUCCAGGACACCAGCGGUGUCUCCAGGACGUCUUGGCUGGCGGCUGCCCCACAGAGCCAGUGACCCUGCAGCUGUCUCCAGAGACCUCCCUGCACCAGGCGCAUCACCUCUUCGAGCUGUUGAACCUUCAGCUGCUCUUCGUGACGUCGCGGGGCCGAGCUGUGGGCUCCGUGUCCUGGGCCGAGAUGAAGAAGGCCAUUUCCAACCUGACAAAUCCGCCAGCCCCCAAGUGAGCCAGUCUGCCGAGAUG